AUGGCUGCUGUUGCCGGCACCCGCCCUGGCAAACCGAUUGUUGUUGGUCUCUAUGGGGUCCCCGGCUCGGGGAAAUCAUACCUGCUGAAACGGCUUGAACUGGCACUUGGGCAAGAUGUUUUCGCGUUCUUUGAGGGGUCUAAGGUGAUCGCUGACAUCGUUCCUGGUGGCCUCGAUGCGUUCGUCAAGCUAGGAGAAGAAGACAAAGCAUGCUGGCGAGAACGUGCUAUUGAUAGCAUCAAGAAGAAAUGUGCGGAUGCUGGGAAAGUUGGAGUAGUCGCUGGCCACUUCAUGUUCUGGUCAGAGAACAGUUCGACGGGUACCGUCGUCUGCACCAGCCGCGAUCUUGAUACCUUCACCCAUAUAUUGUAUCUCGAUGUCCCCGCGAAUGUUGUUGCUCAAAGACGCUCGCAAGACGCUGAAAGAAGCCGGCCAAAUGUAUCCGUCUUGCAUCUAGAACAAUGGCAGCAGGCCGAAAAGAGCCAGUUGCGCUAUUCCUGCCGGAUCCAUGGCAUCCUGUUCAUGCUAUUGUCUGCACACCAAGUGGCUAUCGACAGUGUUGCCACACUUUUGAACAACUUCCAGCGGUAUAAUGAGAAGUAUAACCUUUCCUGUGCUGAAAAGAAGCUGGAUGACAUCAUGGGUACUAGGCACGGGUUGGGGACGAUGCUGGUCCUAGACGCAGACAAGACAUUGGCUGCCGAAGACGCUAGUACUCUGUUUUGGCAGACUUCUAGUGCUCACAGGAAAAGUGGUGAAGAAUGCCCGUUAAAACUGCUAUUUUCAAGCCCGCUCGGCUACUCUUACACUGCAUUUCAGCAAGCUACACUUCUCUAUGAAGAAGCUACCGAUGAUCAGUCGUUUGAAACUAUCUGCCAGGAAGCCGCGUCAGCAAUCAGGAUAUAUCCUGAAUUCAAAGACCUAUUAAACAGGCUGGCAGAUAAUAAGCAUGCUGGCGCAGUGGUGGUUACAUGCGGGCUGCGACGUGUUUGGGAAAUCGUCUUGGAGAGAGCAGGACUAUCCAGGUCGGUGAGCGUAAUUGGCGGCGGACGCCUUACCGACGGAUUUGUCGUCACACCCACCGUUAAAGGUGCACUGAUUGACCGGCUGCGAAAUGUCUACCGGCUGCACGUUUGGGCGUUUGGAGACUCCCCAAUGGACUUGAGCAUGCUGCACAAGGCUGACCAAGCAGUAGUUGUUGUUGGAGACAAAUGUAACCGGAGCAGGUCUAUGGAAUCAACUCUAAUGCAUGCCAUUGACGCCGAAGGCCUUCAGGCACGUCAACUCCUGCUGCCUAGCACCGUGUGUCCGCGGCUGGAUCUCGUUAGGCUCCCUUUAAUCAGCCUAACUGACAGUGAGGUGAUAAAUUCAAUAUUUCGCCACUACGAUAAGGCUUCUGGUCUUCAGGUCCUGCAUGCAACGGACAAAAGUACGGCAAAGUUACUUAUGACGCCAAUGCGAGAUGCAGCCAAUGCAGGCCCGAUGCUAAGGGGCGCCCACCGGCGAGCAGGGCGAUUCCUGGCAACGGACCUUGUUGCCGACCUCAUCGGCCUCGAGGAGUUUCCCAUCCGCCACGUUCAAGGGAAUCAAACGAAUGGGCAUCGGUUGCUGCACGAGAAAGACACGCUGAUUGUGCCACUCAUGCGAGGUGGCGAGCCGAUGGCUUUGGGCGUCCAUGAUGCGUUCCCGCUGGCGAUGUUUCUCCAUGCCCAUGACCCAACAGAUAUAAGCAGCGAUCAUCUGCGAGGGAAGAAUACUGUUAUUUUAGUCGAUUCAGUGGUGAACAGCGGCCGAUCUAUCCUGGAGUUCGCUCAACACAUCCGCGCGGUGCACCUCACUAUUCGCCUAGUCGUGGUUGCCGGUGUCGUCCAGGCAAGCGCGGUGUCUGCAGAGGGCAGCCUCACCAAGGCUUUGGGCGCAGACAAGCAUUUUAGUAUUGUUGCACUGCGCCUUUCUGACAACAAGUUCACUGGCAAAGGCAGCACAGAUACGGGCAACCGACUGUUCAACACGGUCGAUCUGAUGGCGCACUGA
Molecule: messenger RNA, 2034 nt
Organism: Ophidiomyces ophidiicola
Lineage: Eukaryota; Fungi; Ascomycota; Eurotiomycetes; Onygenales; Onygenaceae
Exons: 1
Coding region: 1-2034 (677 amino acids)
Biological process (GO): dephosphorylation; L-serine biosynthetic process
Cellular component (GO): cytoplasm
Molecular function (GO): magnesium ion binding
Source: RefSeq, a predicted model, not a curated record